AGUGAACGAAGAGGAGGAACAGGAGAAUCACAACAGAGCUACUACAGCUUUGACAGCUCUGUUUUGUGCCGCUGAAACACGCUGUUUGUCUGUUGUUACCGUUAACUGACAUGUCGCGAAAACCCAAAGAUGAAUUCUACCGUUUUUUUUCCGUUAGCGACCCACGCACACACGAGAAGGGGUACACCGAGUACAAAGUGACAGCGAGGUUUGUGUCCAAGCGUCAUCCAGAAGAUGUGAAGGAGGUGGUGGUGUGGAGGAGGUUCUCAGAGCUGAAGAAGCUCCAUGGGGAGCUGGCUUACACUCACAGGAAACUGUUCAGAAGACAGGAGGAGUUUCCAUCUUUUCCCCGCUCACAAGUCUUUGGAAGGUUUGAUGAGGCUGUGAUUGAAGAGAGGAGAAAUGCUGCAGAGGCCAUGCUUCUAUUUGCCACCAGCAUACCUGCUCUCUAUAAUAGCCCACAGCUCAAGGACUUCUUCAGAGGUGGUGAGGUCACAAGGCCUCUGGAGGCCACCCCUCUGUCCACUGCAGCAUCUCUUCCUCCCCCUCUCAUCCCCCUCCCCAAGCGGAGGGACUCAGACUGUGAACCUGCCGAAGAAGAGGAGGGAAGGGAAGCUCCCGCUUUACCCCAAGACCUGGGAACCAACCUGGGCUUAGAGGUGGGAGAACCGGAGGUGGCGGCUGAGGCUUACAGCGAGAUGGGAGGCUCUCCCAGAGAAGAACAAGAACAAGAGGAGCUUAGCGAUACAGAACUGGAUGACAGAGUUCCAUCUCUCGACCCGUGCCCAGCCAGAAACUACCAAUCACAAGAGUCCCAGGAAGAAUUUGAUUCACUGUUUGACUCUGUGGCAGAAGAGCAAGUCCCAUCCCUGAAAGAGGAUGGUCCACCUCCUCUGACUGAUAAUGACUUGGCUGUCUUUGAUCCCUGCUAUAAACAAGAUAAAUCCAAUUCCUCCAGCGACCACUCAGAGUUGUUCUCUCUGCCGCCUGCCAGUCUGGAUGGAGGGGAUGCGGGUUACCUAAACCAAGCUGGCACUGAGCUAACGGCUGCGAUGGAGUUGGAGAAGGAGGGAGAAUUUGGUUCUGCCAUUCGUAGAUACAGGACGGCGGUGGAUAUACUGAUCACUGGAGUGCAGGGAGACCCAGAUCCGAUACGCAAGGAGUCUGUGAUGAGGAGGACGGCCCAGUAUCUGAAGCAUACUGAGAUGUUGGUUGACAAGCACUCCUCGCCCACACACACUCUCACACCUACACACACAAACACACAGGAUCCUUAGUAGCACAUGCACAUUUUUGAAUACACUAUUCACACAUGAAGACUGAUCAAAGACAAACAAGCUCAGGGUUGUGACAUACAUAGGCACACACAUACAUUUCACACACACACACACACACACACACACUACCAUACACUCUUGAUAAAGGUUCACAUAAGCAUACUUACACAAAUGCAAAGUUACAUACAGUAUGUUGACACAUAGUGAGAACACAGAACUCAGAAAUACAUUCAGGCACUACCAGCACACCACACACAUAUAUGAACACACACUCCUGAGGUACACACUACACUGCAGACUGCUGCUUUAGCUGCCUUUGUGUAGUAAAAAAAAAACUGAUUUACUAAAUCUAAAGUAACUGCAAACAUCAUGCAUUUAUGGAUAAAUAAUCCAUCUCUCUCUUUCUCGUUUGAUUUUUACCUUCUUUUUACAAUGUUUCCUUGUUAAAUACAGUAAUGUGUGUGUAUAUCAGUAAUUUGCAUUUUGCACAAUGUUUUGUUAAUAAAUAUGAU
Epinephelus lanceolatus (giant grouper) is the source of this 1789-nucleotide messenger RNA. It is a transcript of the gene snx15, whose product is annotated as sorting nexin 15. NCBI's taxonomy places the organism in Eukaryota, Metazoa, Chordata, Actinopteri, Perciformes, Serranidae. Gene Ontology annotation, molecular function: phosphatidylinositol binding. The record is from RefSeq and is a predicted model, not a curated record.